Molecule: messenger RNA, 1898 nt
Organism: Oncorhynchus keta (chum salmon)
Lineage: Eukaryota; Metazoa; Chordata; Actinopteri; Salmoniformes; Salmonidae
Product: sodium channel and clathrin linker 1-like
Exons: 12
Coding region: 1-1668 (555 amino acids)
Biological process (GO): cilium assembly; clustering of voltage-gated sodium channels
Cellular component (GO): centriole
Source: RefSeq, a predicted model, not a curated record
AUGGUCUCCAAGCCCGAUGGGUCUUUGCGGUUCUGUAACGACUUUCGGAAGGUAAAUGAAAUCUCCAAGUUUGAUGCCUACCCCGUGCUCCGAGUAGAUGAACUACUGGAGAAAAUUGGUAAUGCUCGGUACAUUACGACCCUUGAUCUGACAAAAGGGUACUGGCAAAUUCCUCUGACCCCCAGGGCCAAAGAAAAUACAGCCUUUGCAACACCUGACGGUUUGUUUCAAUACACCGUCAUGCCAUUCGGCUUACACGGGGCCCCAGCCACCUUUCAACGGCUCAUGGACAAAGUCCUAAAACCGCACAAAGCAUACGCCGCAGCUUAUUUAGAUGACGUGGGGAUCUACAGCCCAGAUUGGGAAUCCCACGGUACAGGCAGUGACGACGCAGCAGAGGCUCAUGGUAGAGAGGAGGCCUCAGAUCGAAGACUCCACCAUCUCCAGUCAGCCCUCAGUCAGCUAGAGGCCAGGUUGAAGGCAGCCACCCAGGAGGCAGAGGGUGUACGCAGGGAGCAGGUGGUGUGGGAGAGGCAGGUGGGGGAGCUGCAGGUCCGCUGUGCCUCUCUGGAGGAGGAGCGCUACGAGGCCUUCUCCAAGGUCAGAGACUCCAUACAGCUGGCUGAGGAGGCCUCUCUACAGAAGGACCAGGCCCUGUUGAGAGAGAAACAGAAAUCUGAGGAGCUGGACAGGAUGAAUGAAGCUGUCAGACAACUGAUCCAGGAUGCUGCCAUACGCACCAGGAAAGAGGUAGAGAAUGUACGUAAACAGUGCAACUCACAGAUCCAUCGGAUGGCUGAGGAGUUGUCGGCUCUACAACUGGAGUGUGCAGAUAAAGAGUCUCAGAUGGAGAGGUCCAUGAGAGAGAUGAGGGCAGUGGAGGAGGAACUGGAGAAGGUGUAUAAGGAGGGUAGAGGAGAGCCAGAGUACAGGAAGAUAGAGGUUCUCCACCAGAGGUCUCUGAAUGCUGAGAGACUGAAGGACGACAUGAACAUCACCCUGCAGAGCACACACAACAAGAUGAAGAAACUGGAGAUGGACUACAGUGAGGAGUUGUCCCGGUGCCAGGAGGAGGUGCGGCGGUUGCAGGGGUCUCUGUCUGCAGCCAGGGAGGACUGCAGCGGGGUCAGCGAGGAGCGGCUCCAGCUGCAGCAGGAGAACAUGCAGCUCCGCAGGGAGAUGGAGGAGCUACGCAAGGCUAGCAUGAUGACCCAGAGGAGAGCUAAGCAGCAGGUUUCCCAGAUGGAGCAGGAGUAUUCCCUAAAGGAGCAGGGUCUGGAAGCCCGGGUCAGGGAGAUGGAGGAAAGCAGUAGGAGCUCCAGUGCUGACCUGACCCGCCUCCUCUCUGCCCAGCAGAAGACCAGCCAGCGCUGGAAGGAGGAGGCCAAGACCCUCACCCUGACCUUCCAGACCAAACUCACCAGCCUCAAGGGUGAGCUGAGUCGACAGAGGCAACGUUGUCAGGAACUGGAGAUCCAGCUGGUGACUGACCACGAGACCAUAGUAGAGUACGAGAGGCAGAUGGCAGAGUAUCAGGAGAAGAACAGUCGUCUCCAGAGGCGUUUGACUCAGGCAGAACAGAAGGCAACUACAGCAUCACAACAGCUGAGUAUAAUGACGUCACAGAGGAGGAAAACAUCGUCCAUGGCAGACCUGGAGUCUCUAUAGCGGUAUGCAGGGAUGUGCCAUGUAAUAAAACUAAAUAUAACAUUUCACUAGCUGUUGGGCUAAUUGGCUACAUUUUCUACUAGCCAGUCUGAAGUGUACUAGCAUCGGGCUAGCUUAAUUUCCAUCCCUGACUGUGUGCAUUGCCAACCAUUUCUACAGAAAUGCCAAUGUCUGUUAUGGAUUUAUACCAUUCACCUUGAUGUCUGUUAUUAAAAUAUAUUUAAAUUCUC